CAUCCACCAUCUCGUCUACUUUCAUUGUUGAUCAACACUAAAACGGCUGUACCGGCAGCACUCCUCUCUCGACUUCGCACGCAGACGUGAUCCGCAACUAUGCCGACCAUCUCUGUCGACAAGGCCGACUUCUACCGCCGCCUCGGCAGCGAGUACACCACCGAGGCGUUUGACGAGCUGUGCUUCGACUUUGGCAUCGAGUUGGACGAGGACACGACCGCCGACGUCGAGGCAGCGCGCAAGGCCGGCCUGCCGACCGAGGCGCCGCAGCUCAAGAUCGAGAUCCCCGCGAACCGCUACGACCUCCUGUGCUCAGAGGGUCUCGCGCGCUCCCUCCGCGUCUUCCUCGGCCGUGAGGCGCCCACCUCGUACACCCUUGCACCCCCCACGCAGGAGGCCUUCAUCGAGCCAUCCACCUCCCCGCUCCGCCCGUACUUUGCCGCUGCUGUGCUCCGCCUCGCGCGCCCCAUGACCGAGCUCGAGUACAACUCGUUCAUCGACCUCCAGGACAAGCUGCACCACAACCUGUGCCGGCAGCGCAAGUUUGUAGCCAUCGGCACCCACGACCUCGACACCAUCGAGGGCCCCUUCCGCUACAUGUGCCGCGACCCGCACCAGAUCAAGUUCGCACCCUUGAAUAAGGACACCGAGUACACUGCUGCCGAGCUCAUGAACAUCUACGACAGCGACAGGCAUCUGUCCAAGUACCUCCCGAUCAUCCGUGACGCGCCCGCCUACCCUAUCAUCUAUGACAAGCACGACCGCGUGCUGUCGAUGCCGCCCAUCAUUAACUCGCAGCACUCCAAGAUCGUCGCUGGAAAGACAACCAACAUCUUCGUCGACGUGACGGCCACCGACAAGACCAAGCUUGACAUCGUCGUCAUGCUUAUGGCCACCAUGUUCGCUGAGUACUGCAACGUGCCGUUCCAGGUCGAGCCCGUCAAGAUCCACCACCCUGACGGCACCACUGUUCUUACCCCGAACGUGGCACCACGCCAGACCACCGCGUCGCACGCGUACAUCAACGCCGCUACCGGCCUCAACCUCUCGCGUGAGGAGUGGGCUGGUCUCCUGACCAAGAUGUCGCUGGCCGCCACCCCGUCCAAGUCGAACCCCGAUAUUCUCGACGUGUCCGUGCCAUGCACGCGUCCCGAUAUCCUGCACGAGUGCGACAUCAUGGAGGAUGCCGCGAUCGCGUACGGGUACAACAACUUGCCUACUUCGAUGGCUGGCUCUGCGACAGUUGCCAAGCCCACACCGAUCAACAAGCUCGGCGACAUUCUGCGCAAGGAGUGCGCCAUGGCCGGUUGGACCGAGUGCCUCCCGUACAUUCUGUGCAGCCACGACGAGAACUACGCCUGGCUUUUGCGCAAGGACCCCGGCGGCGAGUGCAUCCGCCUGGCGAACCCGAAGACGGCCGAGUUCCAGGUCGUGCGCACAUCCCUCAUUCCCGGUCUUCUCAAGACUGCGCGCGAGAACAAGGCUGUGCCCCUCCCGCUCAAGGUGUUUGAGGUGUCCGACGUCGCCUUCCAGCGCCUGGAGCUCGACCGGCGCUCGCAGAACGAGCGCCACCUCGGCGCCCUCUACAUCUCGCACAAGGCCGGCUUCGAGGUCGUCCACGGCCUCCUCGACCGCAUCAUGCAGGUCCUCGGCGUCCCCUACAUCGCCACGGCCGACUCCCAGGCCGAGUACGGAUACUACAUCGCGGAAGCCAAGGACGAGCCGAGCUUCCUGCCGGGCCGCGCGGCACACGUCUUCCUCCGCCCCAAGCAGAAGAAGGAGCAGAAGAAGGAGGGUGGUGUCCUCGAGACUGUUGCGGGCGCGCUCAAGGCCGCACUCCCUGGUCAGGACAUCAAGCUCGGCCAGCUCGGCAUCCUCCACCCCGAGGUGCUCGCCAACUUUGACCUUACGCGUCCCGCGUCCACGCUCGAGAUCAACAUCGAGCCCCUGUUGUAGUUUAGCCUGGGGAUGGGAUGCAUGCGCAUUAGUCUG
Molecule: messenger RNA, 1992 nt
Organism: Cutaneotrichosporon oleaginosum
Lineage: Eukaryota; Fungi; Basidiomycota; Tremellomycetes; Trichosporonales; Trichosporonaceae
Source: RefSeq, a predicted model, not a curated record